AUGAGUGCUGCGAGCGGCAAGAUGAUGAUCUACAAACUGGUGGUGCUGGGAGAUGGAGGAGUGGGAAAGACUGCCUUGACCAUACAAGUGAGUUGAGAUUGCUUCCGCACUCUAGCGAAGAAUCGUGCGGGUGGCGUCGUUAGCCUGUCGAUAUGGCGGCCUCGCGCCCGUCUCCAGCGCGUGCCGGUGGCCAGUCCAGUCAUGUGAUUCGCAAGGCUUGCCUGACCUUGCCACGACCUCAAAAUUGACUUCCACGACUUCCACACUCUCCCCGUCUCGGCUCAGCUAUGCCUCAACCACUUUGUUGAGGUGCGUGACGUGCGCAUGAGCCAUCUUGUGCCCGGCGGACACUGAUUGGGCCAGCGCCACCUCCUGUCUUGUGCAAUCGUUUCACAGACAUACGAUCCAACAAUCGAGGACUCAUAUCGCAAGCAGACAGUCAUUGAUGACCAGCCUUGUAUGCUGGAGGUGCUGGAUACUGCUGGUCAAGGUGCGUGACCUUCAAAGCGUUCAUCAGCAUCGACAAGUGUCUUCUUGCUGAUGCGAUGAUGCACUGCCCAUUCCGGCGCAGAGGAGUACACUGCUUUGAGGGAUCAAUGGAUCAGAGAAGGCGAAGGCUUUCUGUUGGUGUACUCGAUCGCAGCACGGGCAACUUUCGAGCGUGUAGAGCGGUUCAGGAAUCAAAUUUCAAGGGUCAAGGAUCAGGAGCCACACGCAGUGCCGAUCAUGCUGGUUGGCAACAAGUGCGAUAAGGUCACAGAAAGAGAGGUGAGAUCCGCAUGUUUGGAGCGCCGUUAUCGAGACAUGGCUCAGUCGUGUCUGCGAUGCAUCUUAUGGCAGGUGUCGCGCGAUGAGGGGCAAGCCCUUGCAAACAGGCUGGGCUGCAAAUUUGUGGAAUCAAGCGCAAAGACAUCCGUGAAUGUGGAACGGGCGUACUACACAGUCGUUCGCCAGUGAGUAGGGAAGCAAAAGGUGCGCCUACACGAAAAUUGUCUCACGCUCGUUGCCCUUUCUUCUCUAGCAUUCGGGAACAACGCGAGGGCAUCUCUGCGGGCUCCAAGCCCAAGCCUAAGCGUCGGUGCAAUAUUCUAUGA
Ceraceosorus bombacis is the source of this 1094-nucleotide messenger RNA. The record is from the annotation of a GenBank genome assembly. NCBI's taxonomy places the organism in Eukaryota, Fungi, Basidiomycota, Exobasidiomycetes, Ceraceosorales, Ceraceosoraceae.